Messenger RNA from Gymnogyps californianus (California condor), 1354 nucleotides. RefSeq names its product transmembrane protein 198 (gene TMEM198). Gene Ontology annotation, cellular component: plasma membrane; cytoplasmic vesicle. Lineage: Eukaryota; Metazoa; Chordata; Aves; Accipitriformes; Cathartidae. Gene Ontology annotation, biological process: positive regulation of canonical Wnt signaling pathway. The record is from RefSeq and is a predicted model, not a curated record.
AUGCCUCUCCCAGGAGUCCCCAGAGCCAUGACUGCAACUGUGCAGACGCUGCGGUUCAAGCUGCUGCCGCACGAGCCGGGCCAGGAGUGGGGGCACAGCUGCCAGCAGGAAAUCGAGCGUCGCUACCAGGUGGUUCCCUCGGUGGUGUGUGCCAUGUGCUGCCUCUUCGGCAUCAUCUACUGCUUCUUUGGCUACCGCUGCUUCAAGGCCGUCAUGUUCCUGACGGGGCUGAUGUUUGGCUCCAUCAUCAUCUUCAUGCUGUGCUACAAGGAGCGGGUGCUGGACACACAGCUGAGUGUAGAGGCCUCAGUGGGCAUUGGGCUGGGCAUCGGGGUCCUGUGCGGGCUGGUCACCAUGCUGGUGCGCAGUGUCGGCCUCUUCAUGGUGGGGCUGCUCCUGGGGCUGCUGCUGGCGGUGGCCACGCUGGUGGUGAUGGAGCAGUUCUACCACCCACCGACGGUGUGGAUCCCCAUCGCGCUGCUCCUGGUGGGGAUGCUCUUCGCCGUCCUCACUCUGCAGUGGCAGCGCUUCUUCACCACCCUCUCCACUGCCGUCUUCGGCAGUGCCAUCAUGACCGUCACUGUUGACUACUUCAUCGAGCUCUUCCUCCUGGUGCAGUACAUCUACGAGCGCAUCAAGGUGGCCCCCGCUCGCCCCGUGUGCUGGUACAGCUGGGUCAUCCUGGGCGUCUGGCCACUCCUCACCACGCUGGGCGUCCUGGUCCAGUGGAAGGUCACGGCCGAGGGCUACUCCCACACAGAAGUGAUCAUCAGCCGGCAGCAGCGCCGCGUGCAGCUGAUGCGCAUCAAGCAGCGGGAGGACCGAAAGGAGAAGAAGAAGAAGCGGAGACCCCACCACCCGCCGCCCCACCAGCACAAAGCCCACCCGCCCGAGCCCGCCUACCGCCGCAAGCCGAACCCCGUGCGCCGCUUCGAUGGGGACGUGCUCUCCCCCAGCUACAUCCAGAGUUUCCGAGAGCGGCAGACGGGGCCGUCCCUGAACAACCUCAUCACCAGCUCCCACGCCGUGGUGGACCUGGACUAUGACUGCAGCUCCACCGUGCCCCUCACCACGGGCUCUGGCCCCGCUGUGAGGGUAUAAGCCAACCCAGUGACCUCGAGUGACACCAGCACCCCAGCCUGCUCCAACAGACCCCCUGGGACAGCUGGGGCUGUGCCCUCAGCCCCGGGCGGCCACACGUGGCUUGGGGCUGCGGAUGGAGACCCUUCCUACGUGUGGGACUUGACUGGGCAAGCCCCGGCUGCUCGCGGGGCCUGGAGAUGCUGGGGGAGCCCUCCGGCAGGGACUCAGCCCAAGGACUGGGGACACCAGCACCCCAUGGAUGUGCGGUGCA